Molecule: messenger RNA, 1710 nt
Organism: Zasmidium cellare ATCC 36951
Lineage: Eukaryota; Fungi; Ascomycota; Dothideomycetes; Mycosphaerellales; Mycosphaerellaceae
Exons: 3
Coding region: 1-1710 (569 amino acids)
Source: RefSeq, a predicted model, not a curated record
AUGGCCCAGCUCACAUUCCGGCGACUGAAGGCACGUACGAAUGCAACGUCACAUGAUGCACGAAAGCGACUCACAUUGCCUUUCCGGACACCAAGCGAUCUCAAUUUGGUUUCGAUCUCUGUCCCAGAGCGGAUGGUCUCGGAGCUCCUGGCGCGCAAUCUGCUGGAAGGGCACGACAAUGUCGAGCCCGUGAUGAGUGGCAAACACUUCUUGGUGGUGAAGCGAGAGUCGCUCGAUUUACCAGUUUUUCACGAGGUAUACGGAUACGAGCGAUUCAUGGCGAAACCAUUCGUCAAGGACUACUUGCAAAGACGAGAGCUGAUGUUUGGGGUUCCACCAAUCCAUACGUUCUGUUCGUUCCGAGCUAUGACGGCCAGUAUUCUCGAGCAGUCGAUAGGAGAAGCGGACACACAGAAGGUCCUCGCACACGCUGUGGGGUCAUCAACCUUCCGGAGACACUACGAUGUUGGCUGCAAUCAUAUCGACUUGAUUGGAAUCCUUCUGGAGGAGGGUAAUCGUUUGGAGCAGGGCACAGCACGAGAACCCAACGUGGUAUCGAGAGGCGAUUUUGAAGUCGCCAAGAGGAACCUUGGGAUCGCAAAUGUAGUGAGCAAGGAUAAGAUGUCCGUGUUCGUCGACGAAUAUCAACGCCAGGCAGAGGUCCUGGAUCAGGUCAGCGUCGACGAGAGGAAGAAGAACCUGGGCAAGUGCACUUUGAUUCCAUGGCUCCAGGAACAUUCAGGUCGGCACGACUGGGGUGCCAGCUACAUCUUCAUCCGUGAGAUGAGAACCACGCCUGCACAAGAGAACGUGACGUGCACGGUGGAUGAGAUGCUGAGCAUGCUGGGCGUGCAGGGCGUACAGGACAUGUCUGAUCCUGGCCAACUCCAUGCGACAUCAAACGCUUCACAAGGAGAGAUAACCUCUACCGCGCACGAUAUGUGUAAUGCCUUGGCACGCCUGAACAGCAAAAACUACAAGGACCAAUCUUCUGACAGGGUUCCUUUGCGAUGCAAACGCCCGAGCGAUGAAAUGGAAACGCCGUAUCAGCCUGCCGAGGGUCUCAUCACGAUUCCACCUGCAAAGGGUCGUACCAAAAAGGACCAGAAAGCGAAAAUCUUGGAUCGGCUGGAUGAGUUGUUGAAACCCGAGCACAGCAAGUAUGUUAUUGACGAGGAUGUCGAGGAGAUGCUACGAGCACCGGACAGAAAGGGCUGCUCAUUGGUGUUUUCACGUAUGAGGAGAAGGAAACCCCUUACUGAGGGACACCCUGUCCUGGAUCCCGAGAAGCAGCGAGAGAACAACGAGCAACGGUUGGCUUAUGCAGAGAAGAUGUCCCAUGGAGCGUUUUUCACGGACCAAGACGAAAAGGAUGUUCGACAUGCACAAGAUUACAAGGCCUGCUCGUGGGUGAUUGAGCGGAAUUACACUGUCAAGUUGACUGAAAACGAGGAGACGAGUAUUAGAGAGGCGACUUCAGAGGUCUAUCUGCGUCGGCUGAAAAAGCGAGCCCAGGACCGCAUAGCGAGGGUCGAGAUUAAGGAGACAGGAAGGCGAACAGGGCAGAGAAGGCAGACAAGAAGUGGUGAAAGGGACCCGGGGGGCGGGGGACGAAAGCAGGUUGGGGGGGAGGCCAGAGAGUGCAUCGCCCCUCAAGACGACACGGGGCUCUCUUGCUGUGCCCUCCUCCAAGCAGUUGUCGUCCUCUAA